AUGCUUGUGCCGAAAAAAGCCUGCCAAACUCGUGACCUUCAAAUCGAUCAAAAAGCAUAUAUCCCAGAACCAGGACGCACGCCAAAAUGGAUAAUGCGUAUAAUUGGCCGACGCAUGGUGCACGUGGUGUGGGGAACCUUUAGCCUCUUAUUAGUAGUUAACCUUAUAAGAGAUUAUAAUAAGACUUUAAUCUUAUUUACUCUUAAGAAUAGUAAAGAAUAUAAAAGAAAGUUCUUUAAUAAAAAAAUAAGUUUUAAAAAAAGCUAUAUAGUAAAGGAACUUCCUAAAAUUAAGAAACUAAACUAUAAUAACUAUAAGCUUAUACUAAAAUAG
Messenger RNA from Dothidotthia symphoricarpi CBS 119687, 333 nucleotides. RefSeq lists its product as uncharacterized. The record is from RefSeq and is a predicted model, not a curated record. Bases 1 to 333 code for a protein of 110 amino acids. Lineage: Eukaryota; Fungi; Ascomycota; Dothideomycetes; Pleosporales; Dothidotthiaceae. The transcript has 7 exons.